Messenger RNA from Penicillium egyptiacum, 891 nucleotides. Lineage: Eukaryota; Fungi; Ascomycota; Eurotiomycetes; Eurotiales; Aspergillaceae. The record is from the annotation of a GenBank genome assembly.
AUGGCUGAUCAUGAUGUCAGGUGGCGAUGGGCAAUGUGGGAAAUUCUUUGGAUGAGCGCACCCAUCCUUAUCCUUAUGGCCCUCUGUCUUCCAGAGACAUCGGCCGACAAUAUCCUCCUCCGCCGUGCACAGCGACUACGCAGAGUUACUGGGAACUCGAACCUUUUCUCGCAGUCAGACAUUGCACAGAAUAGUCAAACAUUUUACAACAGACUCCUUAAUUCUCUAGUGAAACCAGUCGAGAUAAUGGUUAAAGACCCAGCCAUCCUGUUCGCCAAUGUCUACACCUCCCUUGUUUAUGGAAUCUAUUACUCCUUCUUUGAGGCGCUUCCGUUGGUCUAUCCUGCCAAAUACGGACUUGAUGCUAAGGAGAUUGCGUUAAUCUUUAUCUCAAUUAUUAUCGGCUGUGCGCUUGGAGCUGUUGUCUAUAUUAGUCAUCUUUAUAUCAGCCUUAUGCCUGAUCUAAAAGCCAACGGUCAACGUCCACACGAGCACCGCCUACCCCCUGCUCUAUUCGCUUCUUUCGGUCCACCUAUCGGACUUUUCAUCUUCGCCUGGACUACCGAUGGAAAUAUCCAUUGGGCUGUGGGCGCCCUCGGUAUUGUCCUAUAUUCAGGAUCUGUCUUCGUUAUAUUGCAAUGCGUACUUGUCUACCUGUCGCUUGCGUACCCGAAGUACGAAGCUUCACUGUUUGCCGGAAAUGAUAUAUCACGAUCUGCUGUCGCGUUCGCGUUCAUCCUUUUCUCGCGAUUCAUGUUCAUCGACCUUGGUAUUGACAAAGGGGUGACUCUCUUAGCUGGCUUAAGCAUCCUGGGAAUUAUUGGCGUGUUUAUUCUCAACUUUUGCGGUGCAAGUCUCCGUGCUAGAUCUAGCUUUGCAGAGCAUAGCUAA